CUCUAUCCGUGUUCGAGUGCGGUUAAUUUGCUCUCGAUCGACAUCGGGACGCGCGGAACUGGUGCUGUCGUCAGUUGGUGGGAGCGGGUCCAAAGCGUUUUGCAACCGGGUUUACAUGCGUAAGCAAAAUUCGGGUUAUUAUGGCACCGCUGGGUGGCCCUCAUUCAGAUCGGUGGAUUUGGUGGAUGUCCUUCGUGAUAAUCCUACCCUUGUUGCGAGCUGAAUUACCGAUGAGUUUGAAAAACUUGGUAGUUGAGAAUGUCGAUAUUCCUGAGUGCUCUGAGCCGACAAGGAUGCACGUUGCCGGUAAACCACGCUGUUACUUCGAGCAGGCUUCGAAAACUAUCUGUUUUCGAGGGAUAGAUAGCCGGAUAAUGCCGCACAGUAGAGCGUUGUUUAAUCAAACACGGCAAUUGAUACUGUGCCAGUGGCCAUCAACCAGCUUUGACCCAAGAGAACUGUUGGAUUUGGUUCCUCACGUGGAAAAGUUUGCGAUUACUGGUACAACUCUGUGGAAACUGAAGAAUGACUUUCCUCAACUGUUAAAUCUGAAAAUGAUCAACAUCACUGGGACAAAACUGAAUGUGACGGAAGCUGGCAUUUUUCAACAGCUACCUGCGCUGCGAGUGGUUAACAUGCGGGGUAAUGCACUUGUACGAAUUGUUCCCUACAAUCUACAAAGUAAACACGUGGAGAUCUACUUGCAAGGUAACCCAUGGAACUGCACAAACGACAUGAUUUGGCUCCUAGAAGAGCAGAGCGGUAUCUACACCGAUAAGCACUCCCUCGUUUGCAAAGAUUGGAAAUACACUGGACGGCCGAUGACGACAGCCAUGGAGUACAAACGGGUCCUGAGAGAGCACUGUCGUCAUGAAGAAAUUCGAAACUGUACUUGUCGAAUAUCGUACCUUAGACUAUGCGACCACGGAAAAUCGUUCCAUCCGCUGGUUACGGUUAACUGUACCGGUAAAGAAUUUUAUAGGCUUCCAAGCUAUUUACCGCCAAAUACAACGGUGUUGCACAUGUCGAACAAUCGCAUCAACGGUGUAGAGCAGUUGACUACUGACGACUAUUACAACCCAGUUCAGGACAUAUAUCUGGACAACAACAACAUAACAUCGAUAGACAUUCUAGAAGAUAGCGUUUGGUUGGAUAACUUUCGUAUUCUAAGUUUGCGUGGUAAUAGAAUUAGCAGGAUUAGAGUCUAUAGCCUGGAACACGCUUUGGAACGAAACGCGCAUGUCGGUCAGCUCUACCUGGCCAACAAUCCGUGGCGAUGUGGCUGCCGAUUCGCUACACGAAUGCAGGAAUUCCUCCGAAAACACGAAUCCGUUGUGGUUGAUUCGCGUAACAUCACAUGUUACAUACUGGAUCCAGACGGCCACAAGUCCUAUUUACCGGUGAUGACACUUACGCCCAACGAUGUGUGCUCAUCGUCGGAACACAAUAAGGCAGCCAUUUACGAUAUACUGAGCAUGGUUUUUGCAUCAUUGAUACUGCUCAUCAUUGGGAAGCUUGCGUAUGAUUAUUAUAUCUAUCGGCAGUACGGAAAACUACCUUGGCUGAUAAUGAAAAUGCCUUGAACAUUCGUAGUAUAUUUUUGUGAUACACAGUGCUGCUCGAACACAUUUAAAAUUGCUUAAU
This is a messenger RNA of Topomyia yanbarensis, 1644 nucleotides long. RefSeq names its product protein singed wings 2 (gene swi2). The record is from RefSeq and is a predicted model, not a curated record. The transcript has 4 exons. NCBI's taxonomy places the organism in Eukaryota, Metazoa, Arthropoda, Insecta, Diptera, Culicidae. Gene Ontology annotation, cellular component: membrane. The coding region runs from base 141 to 1583 and encodes 480 amino acids.